AUGGCCUUGAAUUAUGAUUACGAUGAACAAGGGGAGACCUGGCCUUUCUUUCUCCUGACUUUGUUAUUAGUUCUUUUAAUUCCAAGCACAUUAAUUCAAUUCUGGCGUAUUAUUAAAAAUAAUGAUAGUGAAGAUGAAGUUACUAGAAAAUAUAAAGAAAUUAAUAAGAAGGCGGGUAGAGAUGUUGUACCAUUGGAAGAAUUGAACGAAUUAUACACAGAUGAUAAGAUUAAGAAGUUUAGAAAGAAAUUUGACCAUUCUAGUAAAUCUAAGAUUUUAAAUUUAAGAAAUUUAUUAAUCAUCAUUGGUUGGGUUAUUGUUUCUGUUUUAGUUCAAAGAAUCUCUAACAAUGAUGCCAUUAAGGAAGCUGCAUCUGGUAUGUUCGACCCUUACGAAUUGUUAGGUAUUUCUACAAGUGCAAGUGAAAGAGAUAUCAAAUCAGCUUAUAGAAAAUUAUCUGUCAAAUUCCACCCUGAUAAAUUAUCCAAAGAUUUAUCCGAAAAGGAAAGAACCACUAUGGAAGAAAUGUAUGUUCAAAUCACCAAAGCUUAUGAAGCUUUAACAGAUGAAGCUAUGAGAGAAAACUUCUUAAAAUAUGGUCAUCCAGAUGGUCCACAAUCAACCACUCAUGGUAUUGCUUUACCACAAUUCUUAGUUGAAGGAGCUGCUUCCCCAUUAUUAGUCUUUGCUUAUGUUUCCUUGUUAGCUUUGAUUUUGCCAUACAUUGUCAGUAAAUGGUGGUCAAGAACUCAAUCUUACACCAAGAAAGGUAUCCAUGUUAAUACUGCUUCUUAUUUUGCUGAUAGAUUAGUUAAUUAUAAACCUUCUGAAGUUGUGACCACUAACUUAAUCAUUAAUUGGUUAUCUCAUGCUGAAGAAUUCCAAAUUUUUUUCCCUAAUAAGACUCCUGCUUAUUUUGAAAAAUUAUUAUUGAAUCAUAUUAAUAGAGUUCCAAUGGAUGAAAAUCCAACUGAUGUUUUAAUCAAAUAUAGAAUUGUAGCUAAAUGUCAUUCGCUAUUAUAUGGCCUAUUAGAUAUUGCUUCUGGCUUUAGAAAUACUGAUAUUGCCUUAGCAGCUUUGGAUACAUUCAAAUGUUUAGUUCAAGCUGUUCCUCAUAAUCAAUACUCUCAAAUCUUACAAUUACCAAAUGUUAAUAAAGAACAUUUCAUAGAUUCUACAGAAGAUGUUUAUACCGUUGGGAAAUUAUUCACUUUUGAAGAUAAUAAAAUUCAAAAAAUGCUUGGUAUUGAAGAUAAGGAUCAAUUUGAACAUACAAUGAAAGUGGCUUCAAAUAUCCCUGUUUUGAAAUUAUUAAAGGCUGAUUUUAUUGUUCCGGGUGAAAAGCAUGUUACUCCUUCUGCAAUGGCUUAUAUAUCUGUUAAAGUAUUAGUUCGUUCUCCAAAACACAAAUUUAUUCCACUUAAAAAAUUCCCAGAUGAAACCUUACAAGAACCAACUGAUUUCGAUUUCUUAAAGGAUCCAUUUGCAUCAAUGAAUGAAAAACCAUUAUUACCUUAUUCUUUUGCACCAUUCUUCCCAAGUAGUAGACGUAAUGCUUGGUGUUGCUUAGUUGCUUUACAAAAAGAUUUGAAAAUUUUACAAUCUCCAUUUAUCUUAGAAAGAUUAUCAUUAACAAAUUUGACAAAAGAUUUAGAUAAGAGAGUCUUGAAAGAAUUAGGUGAUGAUUUUGAUCCAAAGGAUUGGGAAAUUGGUUCAAUUAGAAUUCCAUUGGCUCAAGCUGCUCCACCAGAAAAGGGUGAUUUCCCAUUUAGAAUCAUUAUUAAAUCUACAGAUUAUUUUGGUUGUGAUUUAGAUUUCACAAUCUUUAUGCACGUUAGCGACAUGACUGAAGAAGAGAAACGUGAUGAAAGCCAAAAUCUAUUGAAUGAUUUGGAUUCUUCGGAAGAUGAUAUUUCUGAUGAUGGGGAUGAAGAUGAAGAUGAUAGUGAGUACGAUAGUGAUUUGACAGAUAUUGAUACUGAUACAGAAACUGAAGAAAGUGAUGUUGAAGAUGAAAAACAAAAUAUCAAGGAAGAUAAAAAUAAACCUUUUUUUUUUCAAUUCAUACCAUCUAAAAAAUAA
Messenger RNA from Henningerozyma blattae CBS 6284, 2082 nucleotides. RefSeq names its product protein-transporting protein SEC63 (gene SEC63). Bases 1 to 2082 code for a protein of 693 amino acids. The record is from RefSeq and is a predicted model, not a curated record. Lineage: Eukaryota; Fungi; Ascomycota; Saccharomycetes; Saccharomycetales; Saccharomycetaceae. Gene Ontology annotation, molecular function: RNA binding; transmembrane protein transporter activity. The transcript has a single exon. Gene Ontology annotation, cellular component: Sec62/Sec63 complex. Gene Ontology annotation, biological process: post-translational protein targeting to endoplasmic reticulum membrane; SRP-dependent cotranslational protein targeting to membrane.